AUGUCUCGUCCAAGUAACAUAGGUAUCAAAGCCAUGGAAAUCUAUCUGCCAGGCCAAGCUGUCAACCAAGCUGAAUUAGAAAAAUUUGACGGCGUGGCCGCUGGUAAAUAUACCAUUGGUCUGGGUCAAACCAACAUGGCCUUUGUCAACGAUCGUGAGGACAUUUACUCAAUGUCUCUUACCGCAUUGAGCAACUUGCUGAAGAACUACAACAUCGACCCAAACUCUAUAGGAAGACUGGAAGUCGGUACUGAGACAUUAUUGGACAAGUCCAAGUCUGUUAAGUCUGUCCUUAUGCAAUUACUUGGAGAAAACACAGACGUUGAAGGUGUGGACAAUAUUAACGCUUGUUAUGGUGGUACUAAUGCUUUGUUCAACAGUAUCAGCUGGAUCGAGUCGUCUAGCUGGGAUGGCAGAGAUGCCGUUGUCGUCGCUGGUGACAUUGCUAUCUACGAGAAGGGUGCUGCUAGACCAACUGGUGGUGCCGGUACCGUUGCCUUGUUAAUCGGUCCAGACGCUCCUUUGUCCUUUGAAUCUGUCCGAGGAUCAUACAUGACACAUGCUUAUGACUUCUACAAGCCCAACUUCACCUCAGAGUAUCCAGUCGUUGACGGCCACUUCUCUUUAGCUUGCUAUGUCCAAGCUCUGGACUUUUGUUAUAAGGCUUACUCCAAGAAGGCCAUUGCCAAAGGAAUUGCUGCAAACCCAGUUGGCCCUGAAGCUGUUGGAAUCAAACACUUCGACUACAAUGUGUUUCACGUCCCAACUUGCAAGCUAGUAACCAAGUCUUAUGCUAGAAUCCUGUACAAUGACUUUAGAGCCGACCCAACUAGACUGCCUGACGUCGACCAAGAACUAGCCACUUUAGACUACGAGAAGUCUCUCGUCGACAAAGCUGUGGAGAAGACUUUUGUUGGUCUUUCUAAGGAUCUGGCCAAAGAGAGAUUGGCUCCAAGUUUGACCCUUCCAACUAAUACUGGUAACAUGUACACUGGAUCCGUUUAUGGUGCCUUGGCCUCCUUGCUCACUUAUGUUGGGAACGACCAGCUACAAGGAAAAAGAGUAGGUUUGUUCUCAUACGGAUCUGGUUUGGCAUCUUCUCUGUUUUCAUUGAAAGUCAACGGUGACCUUUCUUCUAUUAUCAAAGUUUUGAAUGUGAAACAGAAAUUGAAAUCCAGAAACAUCGCCACUCCCGAAGACUAUGAGACUGCUAUUGCUCUCAGAGAAAAGGCACACUUGCAGAAGUCAUUCAAACCAACUGGUUCAACUGAUUACAUUCCAAACGGUUCUUACUAUUUAGUCAACGUUGACGACAAGUACAGACGUGAAUACCAGGUUAAAAACUAA
Komagataella phaffii GS115 is the source of this 1347-nucleotide messenger RNA. RefSeq names its product 3-hydroxy-3-methylglutaryl-CoA (HMG-CoA) synthase, catalyzes the formation of HMG-CoA from acetyl-Co. Bases 1 to 1347 code for a protein of 448 amino acids. Gene Ontology annotation, biological process: acetyl-CoA metabolic process; ergosterol biosynthetic process. NCBI's taxonomy places the organism in Eukaryota, Fungi, Ascomycota, Pichiomycetes, Pichiales, Pichiaceae. Gene Ontology annotation, molecular function: hydroxymethylglutaryl-CoA synthase activity. The record is from RefSeq and is a predicted model, not a curated record. The transcript is spliced from 2 exons.